This is a messenger RNA of Oncorhynchus gorbuscha (pink salmon), 3080 nucleotides long. Its product is annotated as transcription factor MafG-like. Bases 431 to 1063 code for a protein of 210 amino acids. The record is from RefSeq and is a predicted model, not a curated record. Gene Ontology annotation, biological process: regulation of epidermal cell differentiation; regulation of transcription by RNA polymerase II. NCBI's taxonomy places the organism in Eukaryota, Metazoa, Chordata, Actinopteri, Salmoniformes, Salmonidae. Gene Ontology annotation, cellular component: nucleus. The transcript is spliced from 2 exons. Gene Ontology annotation, molecular function: RNA polymerase II cis-regulatory region sequence-specific DNA binding; DNA-binding transcription factor activity, RNA polymerase II-specific.
GCCGUUCUCUCUCUCUCCCUCCCUGCCUGCUGUGUGCUGCUGAUUCAUCACGAUUAGGUGGUUAGCCAGCCUGCCUGCCAGCCAUAGGCUACAUGCACAAGCCAUGCCAACCAGACUGAGUGGGGGCUUUCAUAGCUAAAGUAGACAAAGAAAGGGCUUGCUUGUCAAACGUAGGCUAAGCUAUAGCAUCGCACCACAGUGCAGAGAGAACAACAUGUGUGGCGGUUGGGAAUAUUUUUGAUAACUUCAUUGCGAGAUAGAUUGAUCAUAUCGAGAGUUACGGGGGGACUGGGAAUCCCCCCCUGGUUUUCAGAAAUCAGGCAUCGUUAAUCGGUUUACAUAGAGUAGGCUAGCUAGAUAAGGAAGAGGAAGAUAUAUCGUGUAUUCGGGAUGUGUAGCCGAGUUGGAACUGUCUAGAAAACGUGAUUAUAUGUUAGGUGGCUGGAGAUAUUCACAGCAGAAGAACUGUCCGAGUUUUCGAGUGCUGAAACGGAAGCAAGCGGAGCGGAGCGGAAAACGGGCCGCACUGGAUAGGGACGCAACAGCCGCGAGCGCGGUCAGCGUGUGUCUGUCUGUUGCUAUUUCAGAGGUGAAGAGGGAGCCGGGGGAGAAUGGGACCACCCUGACAGAUGAUGAGCUGGUGACUAUGUCCGUCCGGGAGCUCAACCAGCACCUCCGCGGCCUCACCAAGGAUGAGAUCCUGCAGCUUAAACAGCGCCGGCGCACCCUGAAGAACCGUGGCUACGCCGCCAGCUGCCGGGUCAAACGGGUCACCCAGAAGGAGGAGCUGGAGAAGCAGAAGUCACAGCUUCAACAGGAAGUGGAUAAGUUGGCGUCGGAGAACGCCAGCAUGAGGGCGGAGCUCGAUCACCUGAGGUCGAAGUACGAGGCGCUACAGAGUUUUGCAAGGACUGUGGCGAGGAGCCCGGGAGUGGGGUUAGGGGUCGGUGGUCAGAGGGGAGGUGGUGGGGUCGGGUCGGUGAUCGGGCCACUCAUACCGGGGAAAGUGGCGGCGACGAGUGUCAUCACGAUAGUGAAGUCGAAAACGGACGUGAGGUCUUAGUAGCGGGCUGGGUCAAGGAGGGAUGAGAGGGAAAAGGGAGGGAAGGUAGAGGAGGAGGAGAAGCUAAUUAGGACUAUUUAAAAAUGAAACCAUUGGUCACUGCAUCGUCAUUGAGCACAGGACAGAAUUGAAUCAGGGGAGGUGGCCCCCCUUUGAGAAAAUAUCACACCCUGGAUAGUAAUUACUGUGUUUCUACUGUUAUUUUGUAACUGUUGUACACGAGGUCCAAAGUUGUAAUUUUUAUGUAAUGUAGUUAUGCGUGUGUUGUGUCAUGGAAUACUGUGAACUUCAUCUGUGGCCGACUUUCCUUUUGGUAUCAUUCUAUUUGGCUGUGAUUUCUCUGAAAACAACUCUUUUUUUACCCAACGGGCUUCCGUACUCACAGGCACUUCCUUGUUUUGCAGAAACAGCUUGCAGAGCCGUCAAUUGAUUUAAGAUUUUAUCGUAAAAAUGACAGAGAAUUGUAUUUUGUAACCGCUCAUUGCACAAGAGAGACAAGAUACUUUCAGAAAAGUGAGGGUCUUCAGGAAGAGAUUGUUUUGAUUAUUUUACAUUUUUUUUGGUACUUUUCACACUUUUUCUCCCCAAUUGGAAGGUACAGUCUUGUCCCAUCGCUGAAACUCCCGUACGGACUUGGGAGAGGCGAAGGUCGAGAGCCAUGCAUCCUCCGAAACAUGACCCUGCCAAGAACCAGAAGCCAGCCGCACCAAUGUGUCGGAGGAAACACAGUACAACUGCCUACGGAAGUCAGCAUGCAUGCGCCCGGCCCACCACAAGGAGUCGCUAGAGCACGAUGGGCCACCUGUGCGCCCUUGGUCUGUAAUGACGCCACUUGGGAGGCCUAAAGAGGUUGUGUUUUAUCACAGGUACCUGUGUGUUUACCUGUGCUUAAUGUUAUGCACUGACCAAUUAUCACCAUAUUUCCAAUCUCCAUACAGGCCAGAGGGGUCUAGGCAUCUAAUCGCCAAGUGUUGUCCUGUUCCUGUCUGUCUGGGAGUUGUGUACUAUACUGUAGAAUUAGCUAUCGGGAUUACAUUGACUGACACGUGUUUAUGUGACUAGGCAAUUACUCCAUUCAAAAACUAACUGAAAAAUCAACAUUUUAGUCAAAAAUGUAUAGAAUUGAAAUAUAGUCCAUUUGAAUGUUUUUCUAAUUUAUUGUUAGAUUUGAUUUUGUUUCGUUUUUUGGGGGGAUGGCAAUAACAUACUAACGUUAUUAGUAGAGUUUGUUGACAUGGCCAAUAUUUCAACUGUCAAAAUAAUUAUUUAAAAAUCAUUUUUAUUUUCAGUUUUUAAACAGUGGACUGUUCAAUCUGUUAGUUGGGUGUAAUUCUCACAAGUCUUACCAUAAAGUUAUCAGUGUGAGUGAUGUUACGUAUUCUUCAAAGGAAUCUUUGUCUACAUAUGGUCACAUCUUGAAUUUUAUAAAUGACAUAGAGUAUCUUUACAUUAUUUAUAAAAGACCUUAAAAGAUAAUAAUCAAGGUAAAAAUUGUUUGAUAUUUCCUCUUUUUUGCAAUUGUACCAAAAGUGGCUUAACUAUUGAAGUUGAUAGCUUUGUCUUUCUAGUGACUAGGCGCGUGUGGUUGUUAUGGUGACCGUGAGGCUAGCGCGUGGUGGUGUGACGUUGUCAUGUACAGUACGUGACGAGGUAAUGAUGAUAUUAUUGUUCACUGUGUUGUUGUUAUGGAUACGUGAUGCUGUUUUAAUUUAAAGCGGGUGAUGUAGUCGAAGGUACCUAUGCUCUGCCCAGAUCCCUAUGUAACAGUGGUGGUUGUAUUAAUUGAUGUCUAUUAAUACUUAAUACACAUGUUAGUAAUGUGUUAUAAACAUGCAUUACAUAAAUGACAAAGUCUCUCUGAAUAGGAACUGUUUAUUUAGCAACUCAAUAAAACGUCUAAAUGUAUAAAAGCCUGAAUAUUCCAAAUGAGUUUGACAAACUGGGAGAAUAAAGAGAUACAGCGUUACCAAGAUACAGCGUUUCCUAGGAUACAGCGUUACCAAGAUACAGCGUUACC